AAUAUUCUAGGAACUACGAAAACAACUUUGCAACUUGAAGGCUGAAAACAUUUUGAUAAUCCCAAAAGAAAAAAAAAACAAAAACAAAAAACACACAAAAAUAUAUAUGCAACAAGUGUAAAGAAGAAGAGACUGAUUUUUACAAGAAGAAGAAGAAGCAGAAGCCGAAGUUAAGGAAGCAGCUGAAGUGCAGCGAGUUAGCAACUAGAGGCAGAAUUAGAGGCAACAACGCAAAAGUGAUCCAGGAUCAAAUCCGACAAGCAGACAAUUCGAAAUUAGAUUUGCAAACAUGCUGAAGAAACUAAAGUGCAUGGAGGCAGCAGCAGCUGCUGCUGCCGCUGCCGCAGCUGCCAGCAAUGCCAAGCACAUCAAAACGGAGCCCAUCGACUUUGAGCUGCUGCAGCUGGAGGAGCAGGAGCGACGCCAGACGGAGCCUAGCAGCAGCAGCAGCAGCAGCAGCCACAGCAAUAGUAGUAUAGGUGGCAGCAACAAUGUUGCAAGUGGCAAUGCGCCGCAGCGCUACACGCAUGUGCAGGUGCAGACGGUGCCGCCGCGUCAGCCCACGGGUCUGACCACGCCCGGCGGCACACAGAAGGUGAUACUGACGCCGAGAGUGGAGUAUGUGCAACAGCAACGUGCCGCCAACAAGCACAUCUACGCAGAGGCAACAGCGGCGUCAGCAGCGGCUGCGCCACAGAUCAUAAUAACGCGCACGCUGCCUGCCACACAGUCGCACGGGCAUCUAUCGAGGCGCCACUCCGCCAGCCCCUCCGCCACGCACUAUCAGCAACCGCAGCAGCAGCUACAGCAGCAACGUUUGCCUGUCAGCCUUGCUGCCUCACCGCCGCCACUGCACCAUCAGCUAGAGGAGCAGCAGCAGCAGCAGCAGCAGUUGCAGUUGCAUCAACGCUCGUCUGCUGUGCGCGUCAUACGUGACGGUCGCUUGUAUGACGAAUCUUUGUCCGGCGGCGGCGGUUGCAACGUUGUUGCACGUCGCCAUUCCGUGUCGCCGCCGCCGUUGCAUCAUCAUUCGCGCUCCGCGCCCGUCUCGCCCGUCAUCAAUAGGCGCGCCUAUGCAGAGCAGCCGACGCAUGUGCAAUACCAACAGCAGCAACAGCAGCAACAACAGCAGCAGCCGCAGCAGCAGAGACAGCAGACGCCACCAGCCACGCCUCCGCCACCGCCGCCGCUGCCACCUCCUGCGGCACAGCAGCACUUUGUAAGCGCUGCUCCGCCCACAGCAGCCGCUCGCAAAUUUGUGGUCAGCACUAGCACGCGGCAUGUCAAUGUUAUUGCUGCCAACCACUAUCAGCAGCAGCAACAGCAACAACAACAUCAGCAACAGCAACAGCAACAACAGCAACAUCAUGUCAUUGCCAAUGUCAGCUCCAGCAGCGCCUCGCCCGCCUCCUCCUCCUCCACCUGCCCAGCAACGUCCUCGUCCGCGCACAUAUUUCGCACGCCCAUCGUCUCCAGCAGCAGCAGCAGCAGCAGCGGCAACAAUGGCAACAAUCUCUGUCAGCAACAGUUGCCAACUCACCAUCUUCACAGCAACAGCAACAGCAGCAACAGCAACAACAACAACAGCUCGGCUAUGCGGCCACCUCCGCCGCCGCCGCCGCCCAAGCUGAAGCAUGCCUCUAGCCUGGGCAGCAGCAACAACAGUCACAGCAACAGCAAUAACAAUAACAACAGCAGCAGCAACAACAACAACAACAACAGCAGCAGCAAUGGCGAAGAGCCGUCCAGCUCAAUUCCUGAUCUAGAAUUCGAUGGCACCACUGUGCUCUGUCGCGUAUGCGGUGAUAAGGCCUCCGGGUUCCAUUAUGGCGUGCAUUCCUGCGAGGGCUGCAAGGGCUUCUUCCGUCGCUCCAUUCAGCAAAAGAUCCAAUAUCGCCCAUGCACCAAGAAUCAGCAGUGCAGCAUUUUGCGUAUCAAUCGCAAUCGUUGUCAAUAUUGUCGCCUGAAAAAAUGCAUUGCCGUUGGCAUGAGUCGUGAUGCUGUUCGCUUUGGUCGCGUGCCCAAGCGCGAGAAGGCGCGCAUUUUGGCCGCCAUGCAGCAGAGCACACAGAAUCGCGGCCAACAGCGAGCGCUGGCAACCGAAUUGGAUGAUCAGCCACGCCUACUCGCCGCCGUGCUGCGCGCCCAUCUGGAGACAUGCGAAUUCACCAAGGAGAAGGUCUCGGCGAUGCGACAGCGCGCCAGAGACUGCCCCUCCUACUCAAUGCCCACCCUGCUGGCUUGUCCGCUAAAUCCCGCGCCUGAACUGCAAUCCGAGCAGGAGUUCUCACAGCGCUUCGCGCACGUCAUACGAGGCGUGAUCGACUUUGCGGGCAUGAUACCCGGCUUCCAGCUGCUCACACAGGACGACAAAUUCACGCUGCUGAAGGCGGGUCUGUUCGAUGCGCUGUUCGUGCGUCUCAUUUGCAUGUUCGACUCGUCGAUCAACUCGAUCAUUUGCUUGAAUGGCCAGGUGAUGCGUCGCGAUGCCAUCCAGAAUGGAGCGAAUGCUCGCUUCCUGGUCGACUCCACGUUCAACUUUGCAGAGCGCAUGAACUCGAUGAAUCUAACGGACGCGGAGAUCGGACUCUUCUGCGCCAUCGUCUUAAUCACGCCGGACCGUCCGGGUCUGCGCAACCUCGAGCUCAUCGAGAAGAUGUACAGCCGCCUGAAGGGCUGUCUGCAGUGCAUUGUCUCACAGAAUCGCCCCGACCAGCCCGACUUCCUGGCCAAGCUGCUCGACACCAUGCCCGAUCUGCGCACCCUCAGCACCCUGCACACCGAGAAGCUGGUCGUCUUUCGCACCGAGCACAAGGAGCUGCUGCGCCAGCAGAUGUGGAGCAUGGAGGAGGGCGACGCUGCCAGCAAGAGUCCCGCCGGCAGCUGGGAUGCCAUGGACGUGGAGGCGGCCAAGAGCCCAUUGGGCUCUGUGUCCAGCACCGAGUCAGCGGACCUGGACUACGGCACGCCCAGCAGCACGCAGCUGCAGCAGCAGCAGGCGAGCACACCAACCCAAUCCUCCUCCUCCUCCUCCUCCUCCACCUCCAGCUCCUCCUCGUUGGCCAGCUCUGCCCCCUUGCUGGCUGCCACACUCUCCGGCGGCUGUCCGUUGCGCAAUCGCGCCAACUCGGGCUCCAGCGGCGACUCGGGUGCUGCGGACAUGGACAUCGUUGGCUCCCAUGCACAUCUCACACAGAACGGUCUGACAAUCACGCCCAUUGUGCGCCACCAGCAGCAGCCGCAACAGCAGCAGCAGCAACAACAGCAGCAGCAGCAACAGCAGCAGCAGCAGCAGCAGGUGAACCAUCAUCAGCAGCAGCAUCCGCAGCUGCAUCAUCAUCUGACCUCGGGCGCCACGCGCUAUCGCAAGCUGGACUCACCCACCGAUUCGGGCAUCGAGUCGGGCAACGAGAAGAACGAGUGCAAGGCCGUCAGCUCCGGGGGCAGCAGCUCCUGUUCGAGUCCGCGCUCCAGCGUCGACGAUGCGCUCGACUGCAGCGAUGCAGCUCAGGCAGUCGCCGCUGCCGGCGUUGUCUCCGUCUCGCCAGUGCGCUCGCCGCAGCCGUCGAGCAGCGCGAAUCUGAAGCGCCAGAUUGUCGAGGACAUGCCCGUGCUGAAGCGCGUGCUGCAGGCGCCGCCGCUCUACGACACCAACUCGCUGAUGGACGAGGCCUACAAGCCGCACAAAAAGUUCCGGGCUCUGCGGCAUCGCGAAUUCGAGUCCGCCGAGGCCGAUGCCAGCAGCUCCACCAGCAUGCCAGCGCACAGUCCGCGCCAGAGUCCCACGCCCACGCCCACGCCCACGCCCCACAACAGCGCACACAUCAGUGUGGUGCAGACGCCGCCGCCAUCGGCCGCCGUCGGCGCAGCCAGCAGUCAGCUGCACAUGCACCUGACGCGCAACACUCCCAGCCAGCAGCAGCAGCAGCAGCAGCAGCACCAACAGCAGCAGCAGCAGCAGCAGUUGGGCUCGAUGGCCAGCACGCAUUCGGUCCUGGCCAAGUCCCUGAUGGCCGAGCCGCGCAUGACGCCGGAGCAGAUGAAGCGCUCGGACAUCAUCCAGAACUAUUUGAUGCGCGAGCCGGCGACAGCGGCCAGCAGCACGACGGGCGGCCGCAGUCCAAGCAGCCACUGCCCCUCGCCCUCGACCAGCUCCCCGCCCCCAGCUGCACAGCAGCAACAGUUGCAGCAGCAGCAGCAGCAGCAACAGCAGCAGCAGCAGGUGCGCUGGUCCACCACCAGCUGCCAGCAGCGUCAGCAGUCCGUGUCGCCGCACAGCAAUGGCAGCAGCAGCAGCUCCUCGUCUAGCUCCUCAUCCAGCUCCUCCUCCAGCAGCAGCAGCAGCAGCAGUUGUCAGUAUUUCCAGUCGCCGCACUCCACCAGCAGCAGCGGCAGCGGCAACGCCACCUCUGCAGCGGCCACCUCCACCUGCAUAGUGAGUGCGCCGCCGCGUGCCUCGCCCUUGAUUGAGCUGCAGGUGGACAUAGCUGAUCCGGCCCAGCCGUUGAAUCUGUCCAAGAAGUCGCCGACGCCGCCGCCCAGCAAGCUGCAUGCGCUGGUCGCUGCCGCCAAUGCUGUGCAGCGUUAUCCAACACUGUCCGCAGAUGUGACUGUGACAGCGGCCAGCAGUGCGGCGGUGGCUGUGGCCACGCCCAGCAGCACGCCGCCCACCAGCAGCAGCAGCAGCAACGGCAGCAGCAGCAGCGGCGGCGGUGGCUUGGCAACUGUGCACAAAGUCAUGUUGGAGGCGUAAGCAGAGAGACUGAAGCGCGGGGCGUGGUCGACAUUUCCUUAAAGCAGCAGCAGCAGCCACGCCUCCUCACCAAAAAGAAAGGGGCGCCAGAGUAAGAAGCCCAA
Molecule: messenger RNA, 4857 nt
Organism: Drosophila hydei
Lineage: Eukaryota; Metazoa; Arthropoda; Insecta; Diptera; Drosophilidae
Gene: Eip75B
Product: ecdysone-induced protein 75B, isoforms C/D
Exons: 5
Coding region: 290-4753 (1487 amino acids)
Biological process (GO): negative regulation of transcription by RNA polymerase II; positive regulation of transcription by RNA polymerase II; hormone-mediated signaling pathway
Molecular function (GO): zinc ion binding; RNA polymerase II cis-regulatory region sequence-specific DNA binding; nuclear receptor activity
Source: RefSeq, a predicted model, not a curated record